AUGUAUGGUUUCUCCAUCGCUUGGACGUCACUUCCCCCUUCACUACAGCAUAUUAUAGACAGGUACUGUGUCCAUCCUAUCGCAAGUGAUGUGCGUCUAACGCACGCUGUUCUUCCAUCGUCAUCGUCAUCACGUCGUGCGAGUGCCGAGAAUGAUGCAACUCAGCCUGCCUCAAUGACGACUUCAGAUUGGUCCCCUAAUGCGACAUCAAUAGAGGCAACUGAUGACUACGUCAAUCACGAACUGUGCCUGCCCACACAGUGGCUGCGGUUCAGGCCUUUAAGAAAUGAGAUUUGGAAGCUAUCCCGUGAAGAAAAAGCGUGGAAACCUUGUUGGCUGACGCUUUGCGACGAUCCUAAUGGUGGAUGUGAGCUUGUCGUCGCUGACACGGAAGUGGUACGUUUCUAUAUGUUGAACUCUACGGAGACAAAUUACACAAGCUUACUAAAGAAGAAGGAUUUUGCUUCUCAUGCACUGUCAGGGAUAUUCUGA
Molecule: messenger RNA, 492 nt
Organism: Cooperia oncophora
Lineage: Eukaryota; Metazoa; Nematoda; Chromadorea; Rhabditida; Trichostrongylidae
Source: the annotation of a GenBank genome assembly